Scaptodrosophila lebanonensis is the source of this 1817-nucleotide messenger RNA. RefSeq names its product pyruvate dehydrogenase [acetyl-transferring]-phosphatase 1, mitochondrial (gene Pdp). NCBI's taxonomy places the organism in Eukaryota, Metazoa, Arthropoda, Insecta, Diptera, Drosophilidae. The record is from RefSeq and is a predicted model, not a curated record. The transcript is spliced from 5 exons. Gene Ontology annotation, biological process: protein dephosphorylation. Gene Ontology annotation, molecular function: protein serine/threonine phosphatase activity. The coding region runs from base 255 to 1682 and encodes 475 amino acids.
UCCCACUUGGAAUUUUUAUAACUAAUUCAGCUUCAAAAAAACAAAUGUACACAUAUAUAACGGGCACAAAAAGUUCAAGUGCAUUAAUUAUCGGCGAAAGGCCGUGCGCGACGGGACUGUAAGUUGACAAUUGCUCACAGCUGUUCCAGGUGCCAGCCAACAAUAUUCACAGAGGUUUUGGACACAAGGUUCAAUACCGUUAAUUAUAGCACGGUGCACACUGCAGUAGGACAUAUAGAUAGAAAGAUACAUAGAUGUUUAAGUUUAUGCUGAACGACGCUAUUGGCUACGUGCGCAACAAUGUGCGUGAUAUUAGCCUCAAUGCGCUGCGACUGCUACCACAUUUGCCGCAACUGAGUCCAUACGAUGUUAAUUUGGUUCUAAGAGAGAACGAGUUCAUUUUUAAUUUUCCACUGGACGGCGUUAUCCACAGCUAUGAAACAAAUCAAUUAGGCUCGAAUACACCCUGUGAAGAUUCACGCACAGAGGCUAGUCUGCUCUUCAGAAAUGGCUUCAUAUGCGGCAUUUUCGAUGGUCAUGGUGGAGCAGCCUGCGGUCAGGUGGUUUCCAAGCGUCUCCUCCGCUAUAUAUCCGCCGCAACGCUACCGCGCCAGGUUCUGAAGGACAAAAUGCAGAAGGGCUGCACCAGCCAGUCAUUUCUGAAGUGCCAUAACGACAAUGCCGACUUUGUGAACGAGAUCAAGCCCAUCUAUGAGCACAGCUUUAACAAGUACAUAACAGAGCUGAUCAAAGAGCCGCAGCGGGAUGUAACCAGUGAGCUUCAGCACGCGUUUGUCCAUCUGGACGAGUCGUUGGCACAGGAGGCGCUCGCAACUCACGAUGUGCGCACCAUGGGUGUAGCUUUGUCCGGAGCUGUUGCUUGUUUGGUCCACUUGGAGGGGCUGCAGUUGCAUGUGGCAAGCACCGGCGAUUGCGGUGCUGUUCUGGGUAUUUUGGAUCCCGUGACAAAUCAGUGGCAACCAAAGAAACUCAAUACUGAGCACAACGCGGACAACAUGCAGGAGGUGCAGCGCAUAUUGGACGAACACCCCAAGGAGGAGCGUGAUACGAUUAUUCGAAAUGGUCGCCUGCUCAGUCAGCUGGCGCCGUUGCGUGCCUUCGGCGAUUAUCGCUAUAAGUGGUCCGUAGAGACACUGCAACAACAAGUAGUGCCCAUGUUUGGCGAACACAUGAUGCCGCCACAUUAUUUUACGCCUCCGUACCUGACGGCCCGGCCAGAUGUGCAACAUCAUGAGCUGGAUGUCAACGAUAAGUUUCUAGUCAUUGCCAGCGAUGGCCUGUGGGAUUUUUUAUCGCCAUCCGAGGUCGUCAGUCUGGUGGGUCAGCACGUUAACUCGAAAAAGAUCCAAGAGCCGAUGCGUCUGGAAAAUGGUGAUGUCACCUUGCAGGAAAUAUCGGAUAAGCUUGCAGAGCGCAAGGCUGGCCUUAAUCGUAAGCCGAUCGAUUCAAAUGCGGCCACGCAUUUAAUACGUCACGCACUGGGUGGCACGGACUAUGGCAUCGAACACUCGAAGAUCUCCUAUUAUCUGUCGCUGCCGAAGGAUGUGGUGCGUCUGUACCGCGACGAUAUAACCAUUACGGUUAUCUACUUCAAUUCGGAUCACAUAGCCAAGCUGAAGAAGGAUGAGAAGGGCAUAUCGUCAAAGGUUACAGGCGCGUAAAGCGCAGCACUUCCGAUUUGUCCGGCGGAAUUCGAAGACUAUGUGUAUUUAUUUGCCAGAGCGCUUACUACCUAACUGUAUCGUCAUUAAGUUUUGUUUAUUUUUACAAUUAAAAUGCAAGAAUAUUAUAUUUUA